AUGUACGACAUCUCCUCGCAGCUCCUGCGAACUCCUGGCAGACAGGCUGCUGUCAACGCCAGCCAAGGCAAGGCAGAACAGGGGGAGGAGGAGAAGGCAAGGCGGCAGGAGGGCGUCCCGCAAGGGCCCUCUCCCUCCGUUGCUGACCCAACACGAAGGCAGCAGGGGGAGAGGCUGGUGAACGCGAGCGCAGGGCGGAGGGGAGAGCAGGAGAACGUGACGGAGGACGGAGGGAACGUGUGGUUGAAGCAGGUGCUGUGGCUGCCCGACGAGGCCCUCAAGGAUGAGGUUUGGAUCGCCAAGGACCCGGAGCUCUUUGAGCAGGAGGAUCCGGUCCUGACCGCCAACGCACCUCCUCCCGUCAUUCCCUUCAUCAAGUACGCGUCCACCGGGCCCCCCCGCUCCCCCUGGACCUCCCCCGACUGCUCGCUCCCUGAGUUCAGGAUCCUCUCGCUAGACGGGGGGGGCGUGCGCGGCAUUUUGUCUGCUGUCAUCCUCGCCAGGCUCCUCAAGGCUGUCCCGACCUUCCUCGACAACGUCGACCUGCUGGCCGGCACGUCGACCGGCGGUCUCAUCGCCCUC
Guillardia theta CCMP2712 is the source of this 582-nucleotide messenger RNA. RefSeq lists its product as hypothetical. Gene Ontology annotation, biological process: lipid metabolic process. The record is from RefSeq and is a predicted model, not a curated record. The transcript has a single exon. The annotation marks the transcript as partial. NCBI's taxonomy places the organism in Eukaryota, Cryptophyceae, Pyrenomonadales, Geminigeraceae.